Molecule: messenger RNA, 1135 nt
Organism: Prorocentrum cordatum
Lineage: Eukaryota; Dinophyceae; Prorocentrales; Prorocentraceae
Source: the annotation of a GenBank genome assembly
CCGACCAUCUUGCGCGGCGCAGUGGGCCAGUGGCGCUCAUGCCGGCUGGAUCGGCCUGGGGGCCAUGGGCUACCCCAUGGCGGCCCACGCGGCCCGCCAGGUCGCCGCCGCGGGCGGCGGCUCGCAGCUCCGCGUCUGGAACCGCACGGCCAGCCGGGCCGCCGAGCACGCCGCGGAGCACGGCAGCGUGGCGGCGGGGCACACCGCCGGCGUCCGGGACCUGGCCGACUGCGCCGUGGUCAUCAGCUGCCUCCCGACCACGCGCGAGGUCCGCGACGUCGCCACGGCGCUGCAGCGCGCGCGCGCCGAGGCGGGCGCCUCGCCGCCGGGAUGCCUAUGGGUGGACUGCAGCUCGGGCGACCCGGCUGGCACCCGCGCGCUGAGGCUCGAGCUGGCGGGCUCGGGUAUCCUGAAGAGCUUCGACCCAGUCAACCUCAGGGGCAAGGAGGAGUGCGAGGGCUGGACCUGCCCUUGAGAUUGCCGACGCUCUUGGGCCUGUCACGGCGGGCCCCGGGGCGCGGCGCAGGGCACGCUGACGGCCAUGCUCGGCGGCGGCGAGGGCGUGGCGAGGGCCCUGCCGCUCGUGGCGGCCUUCGCCUCGCGGGUGGAGCGCUGCGGGCCCGUGGGCGCGGGCAUGGCCAUCAAGGCCGUGAACAACCUGCUGAACGCCACCCACGUGCUGAUCGCCACGGAGGCGCUCCUCGCCCUGAAGCGGGCCGGGGUGGACCCCGCCACCGCGCUCGCGGUGAUCAACAAGUCGUCGGGCAGGAGCCUGCAGACGGAGGUGCGCCUGCCAGAGGAGGUCCUGACCCGCCGCUUCGGCUACGGCUUCAAGCUGGGCCUCAUGCACAAGGACUGCAGCACGGCGGCCAGCAUGCUGUCGUGGGAGGAGACGCGGGAGCCCCCGCUGCUGCUGCAAUCCAGCAGGAUGGUCGGCGCCGCCCACGCGCUGCGGGGCACAGACGCGGACUACACCGAGCUGGCCUGCUGGGUCGAGCAGAACGCCGGGCUCGCCCUGUGAUGCGCCCCCGGAUCUGGGCAGCGCUUGCUGGCCUGAAGGGGGCGGCAGGCAGCAGGCUGACCACGAUCGGGGUGCUCAGCUCGCAGAACGGGGGAUCGGGACGCGCAGGAGGAG